AUGGCUUCUUCGUUGGCUGGGACCGCGCCCUCCAAAGAGGCCGCCGUUGCCGAGGGCGCCGGCGGUGAGUCCAUGCUGAUGCUGUUCCACAGCUGUCCCGCCAGUGCCGCUUCCUUUGCCCCCGCUCUGCACCCGCCGCUGUUCUUCGACACGCUUUCGCCGACGGUCGUCUUCCAGUCGCCGGCGUCAGCUGCCGGGGGCCUGAGCCCGGGCUCGUCUCCGCUGCCGCCUUUCCCCUUCCAGCGGCUCCCCGCCACUUACCUGGGGCCGCCCCCGCUGCCACCUCCGCCGCCCACCCUUCCUCUUCUCCGGCCGCCGCCGCUGGCCCGGCCUGUGCCAGUGCUGCCCGCGCCCUUCGCCGGGAAGAGAGCCUCGCCCAGAAAGAGGAGCAGCCUCGAAGGGACGCCGGACGCUGAGCAGCGCCCGCCCAGCUACCGCUUCACAGCCCAGGAGCUCCACGCCGUCCUCUACGGCGCCCUGCCCGGCGGGAGGCAGCCGCGCGCCCUCUCGGCAGGUGGGCCCCAGUCCGGCCCAGUCGACUGUAUUUCUGCUUUUCUUUCAGGAGAUACUGACAGUCAACCUCCACUGUUGGAUAGAUCAACCCUACAACUUCCCAAAGGUCUGACUGUGUUGCAGACUGUAUUUAUCGAUGGCCCACAGUUGGGUAUCUUCUGCACAGAAACCAUUCUUAAGGGUAUUCGGUUUGGUCCUUUCCAAGGCAAAGUGGUCAACACUAGCGAGAUUAAAACUUAUGAUGACAAUUCUUUGAUGUGGGAGAUUUUUGAAGAUGGCCAAUUGAGUCAUUUCAUUGACGGCAGAGGUUCUUCUGGAAACUGGAUGUCAUUAGUGAACUGUGCCCGCUUCCCAGAGGAGCAAAACCUGACAGCCCUUCAGUGCCAAGGCCAGAUCUAUUAUGAGAGCUGCAAAGAAAUUACACCUGGCCAAGAACUGCUGGUCUGGUAUGGUGAUUGUUACUCACAGUUUCUUGGCAUCCCUAUCAGCCUCAAAGGAACAUCAGAAGAAAAGCGAACUCCACAGCAUAGUGAAGAAUCUGUGAAGGGUUAUGAAUGCGGGCGGUGUGAAAAAGUCUUUGCCUACAGAUACUACCGGGACAAACAUCUGAAGUACACACGGUGUGUGGACCAAGGGAACAGAAAAUUCCCAUGCCAUCUUUGCAACCGAUCUUUUGAAAAACGGGACCGUCUGAGGAUCCACAUUCUCCAUGUUCAUGAGAAGCAUAGACCUCAUAAAUGCUCUGUAUGUGGUAAAAGUUUCUCUCAGUCCUCUAGUCUAAACAAGCACACGAGGGUGCAUUCUGGAGAACGACCAUAUAAGUGUGUAUACUGCAACAAGGCCUUUACCGCCUCCAGCAUCCUACGUACUCACAUCCGUCAACAUUCAGGAGAGAAGCCCUUCAAGUGUAAGCACUGUGGUAAAGUGUUCGCUUCACAUGCUGCCCAUGACAGUCAUGUGCGACGCACGCACAGUUCUAAAGACAAAGGAUCUAAAUGUACUCUGUGUGAUAAAAUAUUCCUAGAGGCAGAAGAAUUUCGCUUCCAUAUGAAAUUCCACAAAACUCUUUAG
This is a messenger RNA of Pantherophis guttatus, 1584 nucleotides long. The record is from RefSeq and is a predicted model, not a curated record. NCBI's taxonomy places the organism in Eukaryota, Metazoa, Chordata, Lepidosauria, Squamata, Colubridae.